AAGGUACGAUAUAUACGUGUAUAUACUUGUGAAAACAAACAAGGACAGAUUUCAAACGUACGCGCGAUCUUCCAUUCGUGAAAUCUGCCAUUGUUAACUACUGCGCGUGAGCAAAUUGUUAUGUAUGCUAUAUUUUCUCCUAAAUUAGAGUAAAAAAGUCGUACCACACCCGGAAUCUUUAACCUUGCAGAAGAAUUUGAAUUUUGAUUUCAACUUCGGUUUCGAUUUCAAUUUCAAUUUCAAUUUCGAUUUAUUGUCGUAGUUUGAUUAUUAAGCUUGAUGAUGAAUCGUUGCUGUGUGGUGGUUUUAUUAAUAAGCUUGAUGAUGAUUUUGUCCGAGGGAGUAUGGCUGAAUCUGCCGACUACAGGGACUAAGUGUGUUUCUGAGGAGAUCCAGAAUAAUGUCGUUGUUGUCGCUGAUUACGUUGUUAUUGAUGAACAAGGUCACGCGUCUCCUACUGUUUCUGCUAAGGUGACAUCUCCUUAUGGUAACACUCUCUACCACAAUGAAAAUGUGACUCAUGGUCAGUUUGCAUUCACAACUACUGAAAUUGGUAAUUAUGUCGCCUGUUUCUGGGUGGACAAUAACCAUCAAUCUGCAACACUCAAUCUUGAUUGGAAAAUUGGUAUUGCUGCCAAAGACUGGGAUUCAGUUGCAAAAAAAGAGCAUAUUGAGGGUGUUGAACUUGAACUUAGAAAACUUGAAGCAGCAGUGGAAGCAAUCCACGAGAAUUUACUUUAUUUGAAGAAAAGGGAGGCAGACAUGAGGGAAGUGAGUGAAACAACCAAUGCUAAAGUUGCUUGGUUAAGCAUUAUGUCCCUUGGUGUAGGGAUUGCUGCUUCACUUUUCCAGGUGUGGUAUCUGAAGCGCUACUUUCAGAAAAAGAAACUUAUAUAAUUGCCAUUGUAUCACACCAUGAAUCUCGAGUAGUCAUGUAUUGAUGAAAAAUUGACAAACCGAACAGUGAAGGUCCUUAUCUCUUGCUUACUUGAAUGGAGGACAAGACAUGAUAGUUUUAGACCAAACAUGGAUUAUAGCCUAUAUUCCCGCCUUUAAUUUAAUGUUAUAAUUCCAUUUUAAAAAAAAUUGUAACCAGCUCUAGACCGUCUUAUAACCGUUUUUUUGUUUUGGGUUGUUAGUCAGUUUUGGUGCUUAUGUAUCUAAACGUUUAUAGGUGUUACUUGCCUUUCGUGAUUUAUUAUGUGUUUGGAUAUAUCAAUGAUGAAUGGGGGAUAAUGAAAGGAAGGGAAUGGGAAGAGAUGUAGAAGUGGGCUUAUUUUGUCACUUCAAAUACUUGGUGGAA
Messenger RNA from Amaranthus tricolor (Joseph's coat), 1303 nucleotides. Its product is annotated as transmembrane emp24 domain-containing protein p24delta3-like. The record is from RefSeq and is a predicted model, not a curated record. The transcript is spliced from 4 exons. NCBI's taxonomy places the organism in Eukaryota, Viridiplantae, Streptophyta, Magnoliopsida, Caryophyllales, Amaranthaceae. Bases 280 to 897 code for a protein of 205 amino acids. Gene Ontology annotation, cellular component: Golgi apparatus; endoplasmic reticulum-Golgi intermediate compartment; COPII-coated ER to Golgi transport vesicle. Gene Ontology annotation, biological process: intracellular protein transport; Golgi organization; endoplasmic reticulum to Golgi vesicle-mediated transport.